AUGUCAUCCUCAUCCAUCAACCCGGACGACAUCAAUCUGCUAGCGCAAUUUCUAGCCCACGAACAAAUCCCAGCAUCAUCCCACCCCCCAAUCAAUACCGACUGCAUCGUGAUAUGUGUUUCGGCAGUGCUUUAUCCCGCAGAGGCCGUCUUCAAACACCUGGAGCGCAACCUCCAAUUAACUAAAACACUCGUUCUAUGUGGUGGAAUCGGCCACUCCACGCCUCAUCUCUACGAGGCCGUAUCGAGGCACCCAGACUACGCACACCUCGUCCCAGAAAUUACAGGCAAGCCAGAAUCUCACGUCCUUCAUACCAUCUUCACCCGGUGCUUUGAUGCCACCUUCAUUCAGAAAUCCGGCUGCACGGUUCUACUAGAAGAUAAGUCCACGAAUUGCGGACAGAAUGCCUUAGAAACACGGGCAUUAUUGGCAAGGAAUGGUAUCCCGGAACCUAAAUCUAUGAUUGUUGUGCAGGAUCCGACCAUGGCUCGGCGGACGGUUGCCUCAUUUGAAAAGGCGUAUGCCCCGAGGCCUCCGAAGUUGCUCAGCUGGCCGAUUAUAGUGCCUCGAGUUAAGGUCGAGGAGGGUGAGUUGGUAUAUAAUGAUGACGAUGGUAGUAUGCCAGGGGUGACGGGAACAUUGUGGAGUAUGUCACGCUUCUUGGGUCUGGUUCUGGGUGAGAUUCCACGGCUGAGAGAUGAUGAGCAUGGGUAUGGGCCCAUGGGGAAGGGGUUUAUUGGUCAUGUUGAUAUUCCAGAGGAGGUUGAACACGCGUAUUCUAGGGUCCAAAGGGGGAUAGGAGAAGAUUUGGCAAAGAGAUAG
Molecule: messenger RNA, 822 nt
Organism: Aspergillus luchuensis
Lineage: Eukaryota; Fungi; Ascomycota; Eurotiomycetes; Eurotiales; Aspergillaceae
Product: YdcF family protein
Exons: 1
Coding region: 1-822 (273 amino acids)
Cellular component (GO): plasma membrane
Source: RefSeq, a predicted model, not a curated record